Ustilago hordei is the source of this 633-nucleotide messenger RNA. RefSeq lists its product as uncharacterized. The transcript has a single exon. The coding region runs from base 1 to 633 and encodes 210 amino acids. The record is from RefSeq and is a predicted model, not a curated record. NCBI's taxonomy places the organism in Eukaryota, Fungi, Basidiomycota, Ustilaginomycetes, Ustilaginales, Ustilaginaceae.
AUGCCCUUGCUCGAUUCAGCUCGUGACUGGAUCGACUCAGCAAUCGCUGCCCCUUCAGAAGUGCACGAGAAUGCAUCUCAAACCCUCGUCUCGCUGGCAUGGACGUUGCUCAUCAUCCCAAGCAUCUUUGUCGUGAUCGCAUUCGCCUGGAUCAUGUACACAUUCAGUCAGCCAUCGGAUCUAUCGCAAUCCAACGGCUUCAGUCACGCUGGCGCUGACGACGAGGAUGACGGCCAGGGCCAAGACGAGCAAGAGAAGCUGUUAGACGCUUUCAAUGAAUCACAAUCGCACUCUGCUACAAACGUAACCAGCUCAGCAUCAGGCUCAUCAUGGAAGAUCAAUAGCAAGUUCAGCACAACGUCGAGGGGCGGCUCUGUCUACACUUCUUAUCCGGAUCCAAACGGCACACAUACGCAUUCACCAAAAGGUUCCAUCUCUACUUCGUCAAAGUCGAAGCGCUCGAGUCUUACUGCCGAUGGCAAACCAAGCAGAUCGGUGGGGAGCAAAGCAGCAAAGGUGCUCGCCUUGAAUCGUGAUAGGAUGAUGCAGGAUUUGGAAAAGUUGGAUCCAGUCGAUCGUGAGGAGCUGCAAAGGUCUUCUUCACGCGCCAGCGACACUCGCAAGUCCGACUAA